AUGACGACCACCGCGUCCCUUCCAACACCCGCGCACCAACUCUCCAACCAGACGCCUGCUUCAAAUCAAACAGCCCCUUCCGACGUCAAUUACCAAGGCCUGCCCAUUCCUCGCGGCCCCGUCACAGCGUCGCUAUCCUUCUACAAAGCCCCAGAAGAUGGCGCACCACCCCACAACUACGUUGAGCCGCUUCCAGGCGUGCCACAACGGAAUUGGGGGGAUGCAUGGACCGAGGUUACGCUCAAUGAUUUACGGGGUCAAGAACACAAUUUCACGUUAGACAACAACGCCUUUGACACGUACCAGAACAUUAAGAGCGGAUUGGACAGGGAUGGCUUCGACGAUGAUGACGCAGUAAAACGCGUAUAUUACCCAGAAGUGGAGGAACUACUCUUGAAGAACGUACAAGGCGCGCAGAGAGUACUCCUAUUUGAUCAUACGAUCCGCCGACCGACUGGCAACCGCAACCCUGUCCAGCGCGUACACAUUGACCAGACACCUUUCUCGGCCGCUGAACGAGUCAAGCUGCACCUGCCCGACGAAGCCGAACAACUCCUACAAGGUCGUUACCGCAUCAUCAACGUUUGGCGUCCACUCAACGGGCCUGUCAUGGGCAGCCCGCUUGCAGUCGCCGACAGCCAGACUGUGCGCGAUGGCGAUCUGAUACCUAUCGAGCAUCGCUACCCAGAUCGCAACGGACAGACUGCAGCUGUAGCAUACAACCCAGGGCAGAAGUGGUACUAUUGGUCGGGCAUGAAGAACGAGGAUCGUCUGCUGCUCAAGUGCUUCGACAGUGACGAGAGCGUAGGCCAGUGGGGGCGUGUACCACACACAGCUUUCACAGACCCUCGGACACCAAAGGGCGCGGUUGGCAGAGAAAGUAUUGAAGUAAGGGCACUAGUAUUUGGAUAA
This is a messenger RNA of Alternaria atra, 912 nucleotides long. RefSeq lists its product as uncharacterized. Gene Ontology annotation, molecular function: oxidoreductase activity. The transcript has a single exon. The record is from RefSeq and is a predicted model, not a curated record. NCBI's taxonomy places the organism in Eukaryota, Fungi, Ascomycota, Dothideomycetes, Pleosporales, Pleosporaceae. Bases 1 to 912 code for a protein of 303 amino acids.